UCGCCAUCAGCUCGCGUCCGUCUUACUCAGGCCAACAACCUUCCAGCCCGAGCCCGCCGCCAUUGCUGGCUCCCACAGUCUCUCCGACGCUCGCGCUCGCCCUCGACCGUCCGGGCAACCCGCCUCUGUUGGUCGCGCCAGGUCCAAUUCACUCCUUCUUCUGGCCGUCGACAUCGUCGUCCUCCUCGUCUGCAGAGACCCGCCUGCUCCGCCGUGCCGUUCUCGUCGCCAAAAAAAAAAAAAGCCAAAACACUCCUCCGAGACGGAGACCCUCCGAGGCGGAGACGAAGACGAAGGCGCAUCCUUGCUGUCUUUGUAUCUUGUGGCAGAAGGCUCCCGGCAGGACCAUCCGUUGCGUGCUGAAGAAGGCCCAGCCAGCGCCAGUCCGCAUCCCAACUCUGCUCCCACCCGCUCACUCCGCCUCUCUUUCUCUCCUUCGUUCUGCAUGCGCGUGAUCAGCCGCUACUCACCCAGAUCUGGACGGAUAUCUGCGUUUGCAAGUCUCACCGCAGCGACCUUCUCGACUGGACAAGUCGCGGGCUGCUCAGUCUUGCACGCGCUCAUCCUUCCAUCUCUCUCGAGCUACUCGCAGGAUCGAGGAUUCUACUUUGUUCUAUUUUCUGCCUUCCUUUAUUUUUCCCCCGAUUCUUCUUCCACGGAAGGAGCACGACCGUCAUGAAGCACAAGUUCGCUUUCCUCGCCCCACUGCGUAUCCCAUCACGGGCAGAGAACAGAGCUCUCAAGGCACAUCUUGAAAGCCUCCAGAGUGAGCACGACGACAGCGCCAACUCACCACUUUCCCCGCCGUUAUCCGCCUUUAUCAGCCGCCGUGAGCUCGACGAAGGCACCGAGUCCCAGCUGAAGGCCGCCUGUGCCGCUAUCGUCAAGGGUUACGUCGGCGAGCAGGAGCCCAAGCUCAACUUUAAGCCUCUGAAUCACACCAAAAGCGUCCCACAAUUCAGCAGCGAUGGCCGCGGACACUCGCGGCCGCAGACCUCGAGUCACAUAGAUGAGCGCGUCCCUCCCGUCCUGCGGCCGUCCAGGACAGACGGCGGAGUCUCGGGCUCGAAAAGUGAACAGGAUCUCAAGAUCAUGAACCAUACCCCAAGGCUGCACACCACGUCGUCCAAGGCAAACCACACCUCUCGUCACCUGGAGUCUACGAACCACGUAACAAAUGGAGACGCUUACAAGACCUCGACUUUUUCGCCAACGGCGGUGUCGUAUCAUAGGCCUCGGACGGCGCCUCUCGAUGAUAUCAGCGAUGGCAGCUACGAGACACCCCGGACGGCGUCAACGGACCGGUAUGUCGAUAGCAUGUCCACCGCGUUCACGUCGACCGCCAUCACGCCGUCCGGGCCUCUGCAGAUGCGCGUGCAGGGUCAGCUGGUCAAAGCCACGGAUGAGGAAGCAGAGGCACAUGCGAGGCGCUUACUCAACCAGCUGGAGUAUGAGACGCGCGAACACCUACAGACCAACAGGCGCGAUUGGAACUCGCGACCGAAGGCAAGUGACGUGGUAGCGGCCAGACCCAACACGGGUGUUGAUGCACACCCCACGCGACGCGAUUCGCUCGAAUUCCGCAGUGUCCACGCGCAGAGCUUCGGCAGAACGUCGACGGCGUAUGACUACUCCGCGUUCAACGUCUCGAACAGGACAAGCAAGAGCCAGGGCAACUGCAACAAUCACGGCGUCAUGGGCGUGGUCAGCGUACACAGAUCACGCUCGGCCAGAGCAACUACGGAAGGAACGCACUUCGAAAACCAAAAGCAGAUGGCGAUCCCCGAUUUGAACAGGGCGCUGCCGCCGCUCCCCAGGCUGGAUACCUGGCGCAAGCAUAACAACGAUGCAGCAACAGUCCAAUCUGAACCCACGCCUACGUCUGCAGAGCCGAAGAUGCACGUUGUCGAUCUCAUGAAGAGCGGCGGCGGCACCAAUGGGCCUCUAUCCGCGCCCAUGUUCCCAGCUGCAAAAACAGUUUCGCGCCAGCCUAGCCCGUAUAUCACAGAUAUUGCACCCCCCGAGCUUCCUCUCAAGGAUCUUGAAGUUAGCCCGAUAUCAAGCGGCAGCUCAACGAGUCGGCAUCGCUCUGCCGCGCACUCCAAAUCCAGCAGUACGGCCGACUCGUGCUUCUCACCUGUGCUGCAUUCGCGGACUGCGAGUGCCAAAAUCGGUCGGUGCACGAUUCCGGAGGAUAGCGUUGUCCACGCCGCUACUUCGGCAGUGGUGCGAUCCCAUGUCGUGUCGCACCGCACGCGUCCGUCCGAUUCCACAGCUACCUCGGGUGGAGGCCUCGCCGGCCGUAAUCGCGGCGACAGUGGGCUUGUGCCUAACUUUAGCCGCAAGAUCAGUAUCGACAGUCAUGGCGCCAUACGUUCACGUACUACCAUAAGUUCAGAUUCCACGGUCGAUGACACACCUAUAGGUGAGAUCACGGCGCUACCACCCAUGCCGGCGCCCAAGGCGAAGUCUAUCGGAGGGCUGAGGAGAGUUCUGAGUAGCCUAGCCAUUGGCGGGUCCGGUGGAACGAGGAAGAAUGCCUCCCAACUCACGUGGAUGGAUCAUUUUGAAGCGGAAGGAAUCAAGACGGGCAUAAUGGUGGCCCGUAGAGGCGGCGCUGGGGCCCCCAUCGUAAGAUACUGAAAGCAUGGUUUACUUAAGCGUAAGAUGGAUGUCGUGACGAGGAUCAAGUGGAGAGAGCACCUGCUAAGUUCUCUCCUUGCGUUUGUGGCCUCAUCGUUAACGACGAAGCCAGCAAAACGCAACUUUUUUAUAUCUUGUUAUAGCGUUUGACUGUGAUUGCUUUAUAUAUACCCCCUUUCGCGGCAGUAAAAAUGGCAAUGACAGCAAUUGUUUC
This is a messenger RNA of Verruconis gallopava, 2857 nucleotides long. RefSeq lists its product as uncharacterized. NCBI's taxonomy places the organism in Eukaryota, Fungi, Ascomycota, Dothideomycetes, Venturiales, Sympoventuriaceae. The record is from RefSeq and is a predicted model, not a curated record. The transcript is spliced from 2 exons. Bases 676 to 2643 code for a protein of 655 amino acids.